Darwinula stevensoni is the source of this 1587-nucleotide messenger RNA. NCBI's taxonomy places the organism in Eukaryota, Metazoa, Arthropoda, Ostracoda, Podocopida, Darwinulidae. The record is from the annotation of a GenBank genome assembly.
GAAAAGGAAUGAAAGAUCCUGGCGAUGUCAUGCCUGAAAUCUUUCCUGAUCAUCCAUCGGUCGUGUUGUGGAUACAAGAACAGAAGGCCCAACCCGGCGCGGUUACUGCUCCCUCAAACUACCAUCAAAUGCGUCCGUAGGAGCACUACCUUUCUCUUUUCAUCACCGGCAACGUGGUGGGCAUGGCGUCUGGGGUGCUGUACACCAAUCUUGAAAACUUUCGAGCGUACAAGAUACUGAUUGCUGCAAGUUAUUCCGGGGCGGAUGUGAAACUCCACGAGAAAUUUGUCUUAGGGGAGACAAACCGCUCUGAGAGCUUCUUGAGGAAGUUCCCUCUUGGGAAAGUUCCUGCAUUUGAAGCAAAGGAUGGGACUUGCAUCACUGAGAGCGAUGCCAUUGCUUACUAUGUUUCAAAUGAAGAACUGAGGGGAAAGGCUGUAUCUGAGCAAGCCCAGGUGAUCCAGUGGCUGAGUUUUGCUCAGCAUGAGAUAUACCCUUCAUCAUGCAUAUGGGUUUAUCCUUGUCUGGGCAUCAUUCAGUACAACAAGCAGGAGACUGAAGAUGCCAAAAAAGAGAUAAAGAGAGCAUUGGGAGUUCUUGACAAUCAUCUUCUCCACCGUACAUUCUUGGUCACAGAGAGGGUAUCCUUAGCUGAUGUUAUUGUGUGCUGCACUCUCUUGCAUCUCUACACACAUGUCUUGGAUCCAAAGUUUAGAGAAUCAUUCAAGAAUGUGACAAGGUGGUUCACUACUAUGGUGAAUCAACCCCAGGUGAAGAAGGUUAUUGGAGAGGUGACAUUGUGUCAGAAAAUGGCUGAGUUUGACAGUAAGAAAUUUGCAGAGAUGCAAGCUAAGAUGGGUGGUAGCAGUGGUGGUCAGGAUGCAGGUAAAGGGGGGAAAAAAGAAAAAGGGAAAGAUAAGACCUCAAAGAAAAGUGAAGGAGGAGGGGAAGGAGAGAAGAAGAAAACACAGAAAGCCAAGAAGAAGGAGGAGGAGGAAGAAGCCGAACCUUUGGAUGAGACAGAGUUGGCCUUAUCCCUAGAGCCGAAGAAGAAAGAUCCUUUUGAAGACUUCCCCAAGGGAACUUUUGUGAUGGAUGAUUUCAAGAGGGUUUACUCUAAUGAAGAUGAAUCCAAGUCCAUCCCUUACUUCUGGGAGAAAUUUGAUAAAGAGAACUACUCCAUAUGGAAAGGUGAUUACAACUAUAAUGAUGAACUUACUCAAGUCUUCAUGAGUUGCAAUCUCAUUUCAGGGAUGUACCAGCGCCUUGACAAGAUGAGGAAGCAUGCUUUUGCAUCAAUGUGCCUCUUUGGAGAAAACAACAACAGUACCAUCUCUGGUAUCUGGGUUUGGCGAGGCCAUGAAUUGGCCUUCAAGUUGUCAGAGGAUUGGCAAAUAGAUUAUGAAUCCUACUCCUGGACAAAAUUGGAUCCGGAUAAAGAAGAAACCAAGCAGCUGGUGAAGCAGUACUUCUCUUGGACUGGUACCGAUGCGGAUGGUCGACCAUUCAACCAAGGAAAAAUCUUCAAAUGAAUGUCUUCCUCCUGCCGUGGAAUCGUCAGAUUAAAAGAAAUUUGAAAUUGAUCAA